This is a messenger RNA of Girardinichthys multiradiatus, 2288 nucleotides long. RefSeq names its product somatostatin receptor type 5 (gene sst3b). Gene Ontology annotation, biological process: neuropeptide signaling pathway. The transcript is spliced from 3 exons. Gene Ontology annotation, molecular function: neuropeptide binding; somatostatin receptor activity. The coding region runs from base 349 to 1806 and encodes 485 amino acids. Gene Ontology annotation, cellular component: membrane; neuron projection. NCBI's taxonomy places the organism in Eukaryota, Metazoa, Chordata, Actinopteri, Cyprinodontiformes, Goodeidae. The record is from RefSeq and is a predicted model, not a curated record.
GUAGCGUAAAAUCUCAGCGGCUCCUAUCUGAAUCGUGACUGGUGUUUUAUGAUUGCCGACAUAAUGAAAGUACCCUGUCAAGACGAGCCCUCUCUGAUGCUGUGAAGUGUGUAUGUAUCGGCUCGAGGAGGGACGGGAGUCGAGGGGGCUCUCCUCGCAUCCGUCAGCACGCGGACGAUCAAGCUCACAGACGAACGCGACAAUUUUACACGUUCACUUUUAUUUAUUUAGUUAUUCCGAUUCCGCGUCAACAGUGAAGGAAAACGACCUUAUGGAGAAAGGGCUAUUGAUGUGUCAUUGAUGGGACCCUACUGGUUUAACUAAUGUGUAAUAUUUUCUAAAACUUCUAUGGAGCUCAUCCAGGCCACUCAGCGUUCCUUAGUGCCACAGGAAGAAUCCACAGUUGCCUGGAACAACAGCUCAGUCGUACUUUACUACCAUCCACUGCUUUCCACUAUUCCCUAUGCACUGAUUCCCAGCAUCACUGAAGCUGAAGAAUCUUUUCUUUUUAACAGCAGCUGUUUCAACUCUACUAAAAGUACACCUACAUCACUGCCUGGCUUGGCAGGAAUUUUCAUUCCUCUUAUUUAUGGGAUAGUUUGUAUAGUUGGUUUAGUGGGGAACACUCUGGUCAUCCAUGUUAUUGUAAACUACACAAAGAAUGAGUCAGUCACAAACAUCUACAUCCUCAAUCUUGCUAUUGCAGAUGAACUUUUUAUGCUAGGUUUGCCCUUUUUGGCAGCCCAAAAUGCUCUUCUAUCUUGGCCCUUUGGCUCCCUGAUGUGCCGUGUUGUGAUGACAGUAGAUGCCUUUAACCAGUUUACCAGCAUAUUUUGUCUCACUGUAAUGUCAGUCGAUCGAUACUUGGCUGUUGUCCACCCCAUCCGGGCCUCCUGGUGGCGACGCCCCCAUGUAGCAAAGGCUAUUAGUGCCACAGUAUGGCUAGGGUCCUUUGUGGUAGUGCUGCCAGUGGUGGUCUUUGCAGAUGUGCUAAAGGACGAUGGAAACUGCAGCAUUGUGUGGCCUGAACCAGCGAAAGUGUGGAAGACAUCUUUUAUUGUCUACACGUGCACUGUUGGCUUCUUCUGUCCUUUGCUUGUCAUCUCUUUAUGCUACCUGCUGAUCAUAAUCAAGGUGAGGAAUGUUGGAAGGCGGACCCAGACCACAUCCUCUAGACGCAGAAGGUCGGAGCGAAAAAUCACCAGAAUGGUGGUCGUUGUUGUAGCAGUGUUUGUUUUCUGUUGGCUACCGUUCUAUGCUCUUAACAUUCUAAACCUCCUUGUGGUCCUGCCUGGAGACUUCAGAGGGCUCUACUAUUUUGUUGUUGUGCUUUCAUAUGCAAAUAGCUGUGCCAACCCCAUAUUGUAUGGUUUUCUGUCAGACAACUUCAAGAGAGGCUUCAGGAAGGCCUUGUGCCGCGCUUCACGCAAGGUGAAGAACAAUGACAGGGCUGCCACUGAGGUACAGCAACCAACAGAGGAGUGGGGCGGCAUUGUGCUCCUGCCACAUAAGAGAUUACCCAACAUGCAUGGGAAAUAUUGUGGUGAAGUUGAUGUAAUGGAAGAAGCUGUUGGAGCAGAAGGUGGCUUGCAAAUGAGAGAAAAGGGUAGAUUGUCACUGAAAAGACAAAACUCCAAAGCAGAAGAUACUAAAUCCAUUGUUAUGCAGACAGCUAAUUCUGAACUGACUCCAGGUGUUGAUGAUCCUGAGGUGACUCUUUCUAAGCCCAGUAAAAGUAGAAACAGGACCUCACAAACUGAAGAAAUCCUGGACAAAAACUCUGUGCUUGAUAUCAGCUGCCUGUAAGAGUUAAUAACAGGACCUGCUAUUUACAUUGUGCAAUGCUUCAAAGUUCUCUGUGAUACCAGUUUGCAUUAGAAAUGGUCUGUCUUGAAGCAGAUGAUUUUACUUUGUAUAAUUAACUUUACAAACCAUAAAAGUUGGACAAAUGUUAGGCUGUCAAAAUAUUAGCUAGGACCUACAUUAAAAUGUGUAUAACAUGUUGAAAAAUGCUGAUUUGGGAAAUUGAUUGAAGUAUUUCACAGUUAAUGCUGUUGUCUUUUAGUUUUUGUUUAGAUUUUCAGUAUCAUUUGUGAGAAAUAUGACAUAAUGCUCCUUUCAGGCUGACAGGAAGAUAGAUUUUUGACAAAGAGCCUCAUCAGGGUGAUGAAACUCCUCAAAUUUCAGUAGAAAGGUAUGGGGUAAGAACGCUGUCAAAAUCAAUGUGUAUGUAAAGACGGAAAUGUGUGCAUGUUAGUCAAUAGUUGUGCAUAAAUAAAAUCCAAAAG